Molecule: messenger RNA, 2520 nt
Organism: Saccostrea echinata
Lineage: Eukaryota; Metazoa; Mollusca; Bivalvia; Ostreida; Ostreidae
Exons: 6
Coding region: 227-2482 (751 amino acids)
Source: RefSeq, a predicted model, not a curated record
CAAAAAUCAACAUUUGUGCAUGUGAAUUAUUAUUUUUUUUUAUAGGAUUUUAUUUGUUUGUUGAGACUUGACAACUUUCAACAAAGGAAAGUUCCUGGACAAAAUUGAUGUUUCGGUGUACUAUCCAAGUGGAAAGAAGACUGCUCUUAUACAGAAUGAGACUCAUCAGAAAAUCUGCAAGGCAUUGAUCCGUUGCACAAAUGUUGAUAGUACCAUUGUGGAAACCAUGUGUUUGUCUAAUCCAAUGUGCAUUAUAACUGGAGCAGCAAAGAUUGUUAAAUCGGAGAGUGUGAACAUCUGCAAGCGGGGAUCUGGAUGUCCAUUACAGAAGAAAGACUAUGGGGACUUCUUCAACUUCAGCUGGGAUCACAUUCAGGAAUACCUCCAGGAGCAUUGCCCUGCUCUUCUGUCUAUUAUCACUGCUACAGUUUGUGAUUUGACACCUAGUGUUUCUAGUAAACCAUACCAGCAUAUAAUUCUCACAGCCUGUAUUGGAUUGCAUGGUAGAAGCCAAGAUAUGUCUUUGGUACAAUAUGUUGUUGGCUUCAUUCUAAAACAUGGUGGAUGUACGGAACGGGAUAUUGAAAGGUUGUCCAAGAUUGGACUGAGUGUACAUCCCACAACUCUCCACAGGAAGCUGGUGAACUGGCAGAAUAUUCUUGAUACCGAUAUCCUAAAGGCUAGGGAUUCCUGGGCAAAUGGUGGACAUUCUACUUAUCAGAUCAUCGGGGAUAAUUGGGACAAGGAUAUAUUGCCUUCCUACAGGACACCUGACAGAAAAACAAUAUCACUGCAUUUAUUCAAUAUGUAUGCAAUUCUUGACAGAGUGGUGUUUGCCCCUGAAAACCAUGAUAGCCAGACUGAUAACAUUGAACCUUCAAAGUUUAUUCCAUCGGUGGCUGAGCAAAGGCAACUUAUGAAGGAGUUGUGCUUUCUUAUCUCAACAUCCAUUAUAGAAAAUCAUCCCCAAAUGAAUGAUCUUCUCGUAAAAGUGUACCCAAAACACUUGGAACAUACAUAUUCAAGAUAUGCAGGGGAGAAAACUUCACAGUAUCCUUUAGGACUACGGGACUGUAAUGAAAACAAGACGCAAGAUGUGAUUCAUCUUUUGAAGGAUUUGUCAAAGUUAUACGUCCCUUGCAAAGAUGACACAAUUGUAGAAGCAGUGUUUUUUGGAGGAGAUCGCUUGACAGAUGAAAGAGUACAAUCAGCACAGGAAGCAAUGAAGAAUGCUGAUACUCCAUUGGAGAGAUUAGAGGGGUUCAUAUCAAAAAUAGAAGAUUUCCAUCGCAUGAUGAACUUCUUAGAGGCAAUUCAUAAACUGACUUACAAUUCCCAAAGUGGCUCAGACAGAUGUACUGCUUACUACUUCCGUAAUCUUUUAAACUUGAGAAAUGUCAAGGGGAAAGUGUGCAAUUCAUUUCGAGCAUACAAGAUGUUAUAUUAUGUUAUUUUGGAUGCAAUCUGUUUAGUAAUGUUCCUAGCAAUAAUGAAUUCUGAAAGUGUUGAUGAAGAAAUUCAGAUUCCAGAAGAUUUUGACGACAAGACAGAUGUAGAGAAGACUGAAUGGAUAGAAGGUAUAAGUAGUCAGAUAUUGAAGAAAUGGUUUUUUGAAGAGUCAGAUGAUAUUUGUGAAAAUUUAAGGGAGAUAAUUUCAAACCCAGAUCAUCCCGAUAAUUACUGGAUCUCAAAUCUGCAAGAGGAUGGUCGUUUCAAAUGCCAUCACUGUGACAAGACAUACAAGUACAGCAAUACCCUACAAUAUCAUGAAAAAAAAUAUCAUGACGUCAACAUUGAAAAACCAAAGCCUAAGCAAAGAAAAAGAGACAAAGACGAAGUAAAUGAGUACAUAGUUAUGUUAUUUCGGUUGACACUUUUACUUAAAAAUUUAGAUUCAGGAAUUGAUAUGGGUGAUGGACAAAGAGUCGUGCGCUCAGCCAAAUAUGAGCUUCCAAUAUAUAAUCUGACCAACAAGGUAAAAUACAUGAUUGGGUCUAUUCAUUUAACAGCCCUUACAUCAGGUAUUCUUCCAGAACACCAGAAAAAUCGACUCAUUGCAAACAGAUUUGUCAAUGUACAAGGUGGAAAAAACAAUAAUAUUUCAUUAGAUGAAUAUUUAGAAAUGCUUAAUAGGGACAGUAAAGUUGUUGCAUCAGGGCAUCAAACAAAAGACAGCAUACUGCAGAACUCAAAAAAUUAUCCUCAUUUAGUGAAUAUCAAGGAUCAUUUUGAGGAAGUAAGUGGAAUAAGGAAAAGAAAGGGAUUUCAUCAUUUGCCGUCAUACAAGACAGAUGUUCUAAAGGUUGUUAAAGAAUUGACUGAUCAGAAUGUCUUGACAGUAAACCGCCAGCGGAGAUUGGAUUGCAAAUCUUUAAAUCCAGAUCGAGAUCUUUAUUCCUCAGCAUACAAGGGACUUUGUACCAUGAUCCAUCGCCAUAAACCAUCUGCUCCAUUCAGGCGCUUGAGGGACCCACACAUAUGAAUACUGGUAGUGGUACUAGACAUGAAAAUCAUGCCAGA